AUGUUCAGAAAUGCACACUACGGAGCCUACUCCAGAGCUUGGCAGGACUACCUGGAGUCAUGUAAUGUGAACACUUCCAAGUUCGGGACCGGCGGCACCAAGACGAUGUCCUGGCUCUUCCAGGAGCUGAAGGAGGGUAGCUCCUUCCUCGAGCAGCCAUCCGAUUCGCCUAGACCUUGGUCGAUGCCUGGACGCCCCAAGAUCAUGCGUGUCGUGGAGCCGAUCUUCAUUCGCCUGCGUUUUCGCAGCCGGGUGCUUGUGCAGGAGAGACAGCAGUUUCCAGAUGGACGCAUGCGUGUGCGAAACAUGCUGCUGGCCGAAAAGAAGGAGCCGCGAGACUCCGGUGGUCUGCUGGCAGCGAUUCAUCGAGGCAUUCACGAAGAGCUUGGCGUGUCCUUGGAGGACCUCGGCCGAGACGAUGUUAUCCGCUACCGUCCAGACACGUACCACUUCGAGAUCGAGCAAAUCGAUUCUGCCUCGUAUCCAGGCCUGCCUUCGUCAUACCGAACGCACCACGUCCAGGUGGAGAUCUUGGAGACAGGUCUCGACGUUUUCUUGCAUUGCGGACUCCCAGAGUUCUCCGACUUUGUCACCAAAGAGAAGACUGCUCAGGGCGAGGUGACGCUCUUCUGGCGAUGGGAUGACGUCCCCACGGCGCUGCGAAAGGGA
Molecule: messenger RNA, 669 nt
Organism: Symbiodinium necroappetens
Lineage: Eukaryota; Dinophyceae; Suessiales; Symbiodiniaceae
Source: the annotation of a GenBank genome assembly